AUGGCCGACAAUAAUAUCGCCCAGGGCAUCCGCGACGAGGACCUUUGGCGUCUCAUCCGUCGUUUCGACAAGCAAGUCGGCCAUGUCCAGUCUGUUCCCCGGACUUCGCAGCAGCUCGACCUGAAUCGCUCAGCCAAGGAGCAGUUUUCACCUGCGAAGCUGCAGAAGACAAUUGAGAGAUUCUAUAUCUCUGUAAUCGUCAAAUGCGGUCUCUUUUUCAACCAUAUUAACCAGCUGCGCUCAUGGGAGGAUCCCCGCCGGACGGGGACCUUCUUUGCUGUAUAUCUUGUCGCAUGGCUAUGCGAUCGUCUCGUUCCGAUGCUCACUGGCGCUCUGCUGCUCAUGAUCUUCUCCCCGUCCACCCGAUCGCGCAUUUUCCCGCCCAUCUCAGAGGCGCAAGCUAUUCCCCUUAAAAAGGAUGAAAAGCCAGCGCAACCCACUCAAUCAAAUGAAGCGCGUGAAGGCGAAGCAGCUGAAGCUGAAGCCGCAGCCCUGGUCAAUAACCUCACGACCUCAAUCGCAGAGCCCUCCGAGGAGCCAGUUCAAGUCGAGACGACCGACUCGGGAACUCUCGCCAUCACAGCCGACGGCGAGGAUGGAAAACCCAAGACUUCUCCGGCUAUUAGUGUUACACUGCGUAUUCUAAGUGAUAUCACGGAUCUCUGUGAGCGGCUUUCCAAUCUCUUCUCGCCAGCACCGCCUUUUACUCUGAUUGUGCCUCGUCUGCGUCUAGCUAUGAUUCUAGGCUCUGUAUGUGUGGUGUCUCUAUUCCUGUCCGGCCAUAUGAUCGUCAAGUCGGUGGCACUCACAAUCGGUCUCGUAUUCUUCGGCGACCCAGUCCUCAGUCGCGCAGUCGGGUUCCUAGACAAGAACAUUCCAAACUGGAAAGAGUAUAUGGAUAUUGACAAAACCCUCCUCAAAGGCGUCCCCACAAACGCCCAGCUAACCCUCGUCCUCCUCCGCAUCGGCGAAAUGGCAGCAAGUCCCAUCCCAGCACCCCCGCCACCGGGCGCCUACAAAGACCAGUACCCAUCGCAAUGGCAGCUGUGGCGGCGACGAACCAAGGCCAUCGACGCCGCAAAGAAGGAAGAGGACGGCGACGACGACGCCUCAACCCUCACCAGGGAAAGCACCAAGGAUAGCGAAAGUACUACAACCGACCCAUCCUCCCCUGACGGUCUCAAGACAAAAAUCAAAGCCAAACCGAAGAAAUGGCUGCGCAUACUGAAAUUCGCCCGCCGGGCCAUCACAACAGCGAUUAAAGGCCAGAUCGCGUAUAACCGGGCGCUGGCACUAUCCGGGGCCGGGACGAAACACUAUGCCAAGGGGUUGAUAUCGGCGGUGCUAGAGAGGAAUAUUGCCCUUAUUGCCCCGCCGACGUUGAGUAACGGGCCGUUUGUGUUUGAGGCGAAGUUUGAGAGGAAACGCGGGACUGCUGUUAUUGAUUCUGCGCCGAGGUCUGUUCCAACACCAGAUGGUGAAGGGGAAGCAGGGGAAGGGGAGGAGGGAGAGACAGAUACAGGACCGAUAUUAUACUUCACCUCCCGCGCAUCCGCAAAACUCAACAUGGAAGAUCUGCGCAUCGACAGCCAAAAGGCCGAUAAUAUAGGGUUCCAGGUCCCGAUUAGUGAGAUCACAGAGCUGAGGAAGACGGAGGGGCUGGGGUGGAAGGGCAAGCUGGUUGUGCAGUUUGCGGCGGGGACGGAGGAGGCUGCGAAUGAGGGCCUUGUUAUUAAAGGACAGGAUCCGGAGAAGACGUUCCAUCUUACGGAUAUGCGGGGCAGGAAUCAGUUGUUCAAUCGCCUUGUUGCGGGCGGUGCGCAGUCUUGGGAGAUGCAUUGA
Aspergillus puulaauensis is the source of this 1842-nucleotide messenger RNA. RefSeq lists its product as uncharacterized. NCBI's taxonomy places the organism in Eukaryota, Fungi, Ascomycota, Eurotiomycetes, Eurotiales, Aspergillaceae. Bases 1 to 1842 code for a protein of 613 amino acids. The record is from RefSeq and is a predicted model, not a curated record. The transcript has 5 exons.